UGACUGCAUUUAUAGUUGGCUUAUAAAAGCCACACGGCUAAAGACUUGCGCUGUUAAAUAAUCUAUGAAGGCCGUCAGGAGUUGUUAUUAAGCUAAAGUCAGCGUCAGUGAAAGUGCCGUGAUAUUAAGACGCAUAACGGUUGCACGAAAUUCGAGAGAAAAAUUGCUGACUGACAAAAAAAAAACACGAAACAUGCAGCGUGGCGUGCUCAAUGUAAACAGCUUCACAUGGAAUACACAAACAACGAAAACGCUCAUAUGCAUGCUCUUAAUUUGCUACACCACAACACAAACAACGAAUGCCCAUCCCGUCUCAAUAGCCGAGAUAAGUGGAAAAACUGGAAAAAAUAUUGCCACCACAUCGUCGGCCGCAACAUUGCUGAUCAAGCCGAGUCCACAAGAUGCCCAAUUGAAUUCGCUCAAUGCCUAUGCGACCAAUUAUGGACACUUUGCGACGCAGUUCGCCAACAAUGCAGCGCCGGGCGGCAAUACUAACGCGAACACAGACAGCAGCAGCAGCGGCAGCACGAACAGUCAACUGAAUACCAAUCAUUUUAAGGCAUCUUUCAAAUUGCCAGAUAUCGAGAAUAAUUUUACACCCUUACAAACCUAUAAUAACGGCAAUAAUAUGCCGCAUGCUGCACCUUUAACCACAAUUGCUGCCACACCGAAUGCCAACACCAAUAACAAUCUACCACAAGCCACACCCGUUCUAAUGCAAUAUCUGCCACAUGCAUUGCCGGAAACUGGUGUACAUUAUCUGCAAUUGAUACCGACACGUCCGCUUAUUCUGCCCAUUAGUCCGUCGUAUUUAAAUGGCAAUGCACCAUCGGCUGUAGCACAAAAUGCCGUCAAUGCUGCAGCACAUGCUCUACAUCCACCAUUGGCGGCCGCCAUCAAUGCUGCACCAAUGGAUUAUGGCGCACGUGCACCACCGCUACUAACGCCGGAGCCAAUUAAUAGUCAACAGCAUACUGCACCGUUAGCAAAUAUGCUAGAUCUAACGAAUGCGGCACCGCCACCAUACGGUGUACAUACAUAUGCGAAUAGCUUGCAGCCAUAUCGCAACAGUUAUCGCAUAAAUCGUGAGGUGAAGGGUAAGAAUUUUCCCGGCACAAUGACACUCAAUAUGAACGAAUAUAUACCGGGUCCCAAUGAGACGUUGCGACCACUCUAUAUGCGCGGUAGACCGUGAGUUUGUUGCUGUGCGGGACAUUAUUGUUAUUUAAUUUGUAAUAUUAAUACGAAAUACAUUACUUUAUGUGGUUAGUAAUAAAGUAAAUAUAAGAGUGAUCCAUUUCGCGGUUCCCUA
Molecule: messenger RNA, 1312 nt
Organism: Zeugodacus cucurbitae (melon fly)
Lineage: Eukaryota; Metazoa; Arthropoda; Insecta; Diptera; Tephritidae
Exons: 2
Coding region: 194-1195 (333 amino acids)
Source: RefSeq, a predicted model, not a curated record